UAUGAGGUUUUUUCUCAUAGUUGUGUUCUGCCUUCACGGACAAUGUAUGGUCGACUCUCUAUCAGAUAGACACAAACGUGCCGCCGUCUGCUAUGACGAGUUCGGGCUGGGCUGUUUUCCCACGGGCAAACCGUUCGGCUCCACAGAGCAGAGGCUGAUAUCCCUGCCACCACAGUCUCCUGACGUCGUCAGAACAAUCUUCAAGCUGUACACGAGAGAAAAGAGGAACAACUCUAUAGAUCUAGAUGCCAGACUGGUCAACACUACUGCUACUACCUGGCCAGGGUUGAAGAGACAAGCCACCAAGUUUAUUGUGCACGGGUUUCUGGAAAACACGGCUAAACACAGGUGGCUAAGGGACAUGAAAGACGAGUUCCUUCAGUACGCUGACUACAACGUCAUCAUCGUGGACUGGUCAAACGGAAACGGUUUCCCGUACACACAAGCCACGGCCAACUCCAGGGUAGUGGGGGCCCAGAUCGCCCUGCUCAUUAACUGGCUGAUUAAAACUCAGAGUUUUACAGCAGGAGAUUUCCAUGUCAUUGGUCACAGUCUAGGGGCGCACAUAGCCGGGUAUGCUGGGGAGAGAGUUGUCGGACUUGCCAGGAUUUCAGGUCUAGAUCCUGCUGGUCCAUAUUUCGCCGACACCGACCCUCGGGUGAGGCUCGACCCCAGUGAUGCCAAGUUCGUUGACGUCAUUCACACAGAUGACACUAAGCUCGUAGGUCUGGGCAUGAGUCAGCCAUCUGGCCAUUUAGACUUCUACCCCAACGGUGGACACGACCAGCGAGGCUGUGACCAAAACAUCGUUCUACGUCUGCUUUACCUGCUCAAAGGUCAAAAUGAUGACUUUGGGUGUAGCCACGUACGUGCUCGCCUGUACUACAUAGAGAGCAUCAACUCCAACUGUAGCUUUACCAGUUUCCCCUGCAGUAGCGAGGCGGAUUUCAAUGCCGGCAAGUGCACGUCAUGCGGGUCAGCUGGCUGCUACAGUAUGGGCUACCACGCUGACCAGAUGACCAGUGGUCAGCACACAACGCUGUACCUGACAACAGCAAGUCAGCCACCCUUCUGCUUGUUCUAGUGGUCAUCGCCGUCACUAAACCAUAUCGCUGCUGCCACUUCCUGUUCAGUUCAUCUGGAACCAGCUUGUCAUACUGUAUAAAUGUUAUGUGUAACACUUGCAUCCUUAAUAGUUGUUUGAAGGCAGUGUUUCUUUCACUUUUU
Physella acuta is the source of this 1227-nucleotide messenger RNA. RefSeq names its product pancreatic triacylglycerol lipase-like. NCBI's taxonomy places the organism in Eukaryota, Metazoa, Mollusca, Gastropoda, Physidae. Gene Ontology annotation, biological process: lipid catabolic process. Gene Ontology annotation, molecular function: lipase activity. The record is from RefSeq and is a predicted model, not a curated record.